GACGAUGGCCGAAGUGUCAGAGACGAACCACUCGUACUGCGGUUAGGAAAGGAAGGUUCUUGUAACCUUUUAUUAUUUUCGUGUAGAAGCGGUAAAAGAAAGUGGUGUUUGAUUAUUUGUGAUUGGUGUUAUAAAAAAAAACGUUCAAACUGGCGACCGACAGCGGCAGUGGCAAGUCAAACAUGGCUUCUUCAGCCAGAAUUAUCCAAAGUAGUUCGGCCUGGUUCCAGAAAAAAAUUAAUUUAAGGCCCCAACAUCGGGGCGUCCACCUGGUGACUGAAGAAAUCCUUCGAGAGGUGCCCGAACUGUUUCAGUUCGCCAUCGGAAUCUGUCAUGUCCAAAUACUCCAUACGAGUGCUAGUUUAGCUCUAAAUGAAAGUUGGGAUCCAGAUGUGCGGGACGAUAUGGAAAUGAUGUUAAAUAAAAUUGUUCCUGAAGGUUUACCCUAUAGACAUUCCUGCGAAGGACCAGAUGACAUGCCCGCCCAUGUUAAAGCAUGUUUUCUUGGCUCGUCGGUCACUAUACCAAUAACUGAAGGUAAGCUAAACCUGGGGACUUGGCAAGGUAUCUGGCUAGGAGAACAUCGGGACCGUGCGGGAUCGCGCAAACUUCUAAUCACCCUCAACGGAUGUCUGCGUGAAGCCAACUGUACCCCACUCAGUCCUGUCAGCCCUAUGGCUAGUACCAGCAGUUAGGGGAAGCACUCGGGGCAUUCUCUGUCCAAGCACUGAGAAUGGCCCCGAGUACACGGUCUCAAAGGACUAAAACCAAAUAUAUACCUAACGACAAUAUGUACAUAGGUGUACAUUAUGAUAUCUGUUUUUGGUUAGGGUUCCCAUUUUUCUAAUAUUAUUUGCUAUUGUUUUGUUACUCAAAGUAACGGCAUUGUUUUCCUACUUUUUAGCUAUAGUGUUUUUUUGUGGGUUGUUUUCAGCUAGGAUUUUACAUUUAGUGUUUUAUUAAUAUUAUGCUGCUGAACUACCUACAUACUUUGUUAAGUGUUUAUUAGAACAUUCCACUUUUUACUCGCCGUUUUAGCUUUUACAUUUUUUGUUUGGUCCGAAUAUAUUUUGAAAUAUG
This is a messenger RNA of Dendroctonus ponderosae (mountain pine beetle), 1080 nucleotides long. RefSeq names its product UPF0047 protein YjbQ. The coding region runs from base 183 to 695 and encodes 170 amino acids. The transcript is spliced from 4 exons. NCBI's taxonomy places the organism in Eukaryota, Metazoa, Arthropoda, Insecta, Coleoptera, Curculionidae. The record is from RefSeq and is a predicted model, not a curated record.